AACGCACCUCCGGCAUUGCCUCGGCAGACCUUGGGAUUUCGCUGAAGGCAAUCUCUGCUCUUGUACACUAGGGCAAGACAUUAGCUUCAGAAAUGGUAAAGAACUUAAAAAGUCCCGUGACCUAUGCGAAGAUGAAGGGCUUGAUGUCUCAAUUUUCAGCCUUAAUCAAAGAGAGGAAAGCCCUCGCCAGUGACCUGAUGCUGAAGCUUGUGGCCAGUCCGAAGAUAUAUCGGCGUUUUGACUCUCAUGGUUUUCUUAGGCCGGAGGAGGAUGCAGCUGAUGAACUAUGCUUCAGAGGCGCUUCACCACAGAAGGUGACAGCUGCAGAUUUUGAUUACUUGAAGGUGAUUGGGACUGGAAGCUUCGGAAAGGUCCUAUUGGCCAAGCAAAAGGAUACUAAGAACUAUUAUGCUGUGAAGGUUCUACAGAAGCACCCCAUUCUGCAGAGAAAAGAACAGGGCCAUAUCAUGUGUGAGCGCAGUGUUCUGUUGCGGACCCUCAAUCACCCUUUCCUGGUCAGACUCCACUACUGCUUUCAGACCAGUGGCAAACUCUACUUCGUGCUUGACUAUGCCAGUGGAGGAGAGCUCUUCUAUCACCUACAGCAAGAGCGUGUGUUUUUGGAGCCCAGAGCUCGAUUCUACGCUGCUGAAAUUGCCAGUGCACUUGGAUAUCUACACGCCCUAGAUAUCAUCUAUAGGGACCUGAAGCUGGAGAAUGUUUUGUUGGACAGAUCUGGCCAUAUCCUACUGACAGACUUUGGCUUGUGUAAAGAGGGAGUAGACCGGGAAGGUCGGACUGGGACAUUCUGUGGAACACCUGAAUACCUGCCCCCUGAGGUGUUGGAGCAAAGGGAAUACGGUCUCACUACUGACUGGUGGGCACUUGGUGUGGUGCUUCAUGAAAUGGUUUACGGCCAGCCUCCAUUUUUCAGCGAGUCCCGUUCCAGGAUGCUGAAGAAUAUCCUCUAUCAGCCACUACUUUUGAGUCCCGGGAUCUCCAAACCUGCCAGAGACCUGCUGCAAAGGCUACUGGAGAAGGAUCCUCGGAAGAGGCUGCAGAACCUGGCAGAGUUAGAAUGCCACCCUUUCUUCUCCUCUAUUAAUUGGACUGAACUUGUGGAAAAGAAAGUGCGGCCUCCUUUUAGACCAUCUCUGUCAGGGCCUGUUGACCUGGUGAAUUUUGACCCUGAAUUCACACAGUUACCGGUUCCACCCUCACUGAGUGCCUGUGAAGGGUCUGGGCUAACAUUUCCUGGCUUCAGCUUUACCAGUGACAAUGGUCCUGCUGUCUCCACUCAGUUCAGUCGACGCUGAUUCACAAGGGUUUCUUCAUUCAUGGAAGUUCGAGCAUCAUUGUAAAUGAUCAUCAGCAUAGUUUCAAUGUGCUAAGAAUCCAUUUUUUUAUAUCUCACCUCAAGAUAGAUAGAUUUAGAAUGUUCUCUUUUUGCUUGAGCCGAGCAAAUUACUGAGCUAGUAUUUCAUAUACCAUUGCUUUGUUGGACAAUGUGACACCUUUAAGGUAUAGGUUUCCUUUUAGGUAAAUCCCUUGGACCAAAUGACUGUAAAAUGUAUCUACCACAUUUGUUAUUCUGUUUAUUGUUUUACAUUUUCCAGUCAGUGAAAUUAUAUAGGGAACCAUUAUUUAAGUUACAUUUUGUGUCUUAUGUUUUUUUUAAGGUGCCUCUCAUUUUGCAAUGUCUUAAUUAUUUGGCGGCAGCAGCUGUGAGAAAAUGGAAAACUAAAACGUUUUUUGCCUCACUGUACAUUAAUUGGGUGGAAUUGUAUUAUACUUUCCAUCAUUACAGAGUACAAUGAAUAUUUUAGGUUAGGCCUACAUAAUAAAUGUCUGUUUCCCAUUAA
This is a messenger RNA of Sardina pilchardus (European sardine), 1862 nucleotides long. RefSeq names its product serum/glucocorticoid regulated kinase 2b (gene sgk2b). The record is from RefSeq and is a predicted model, not a curated record. NCBI's taxonomy places the organism in Eukaryota, Metazoa, Chordata, Actinopteri, Clupeiformes, Clupeidae. The coding region runs from base 93 to 1316 and encodes 407 amino acids. The transcript has 12 exons. Gene Ontology annotation, biological process: protein phosphorylation. Gene Ontology annotation, molecular function: protein serine/threonine kinase activity; ATP binding. Gene Ontology annotation, cellular component: nucleus; cytoplasm.